Messenger RNA from Fonsecaea erecta, 1122 nucleotides. RefSeq lists its product as hypothetical. The record is from RefSeq and is a predicted model, not a curated record. NCBI's taxonomy places the organism in Eukaryota, Fungi, Ascomycota, Eurotiomycetes, Chaetothyriales, Herpotrichiellaceae. The coding region runs from base 1 to 1122 and encodes 373 amino acids. The transcript has 2 exons. Gene Ontology annotation, molecular function: hydrolase activity.
AUGACGCCAAAAACACCACCGCUACAAGCACCACGGGUGAGCAAUAGAGCGGCCGGCGCCCCCGUGGUGGUUCGUGACGACCCAGAAAAGAAUCCAAACUCGCUGCACGACUUCCACACGGCCAAACGAGGGCCCAAGAACGUCCCAGUAGUCGUCAUGUCUAUGCCGGUGUCGGGCACAAGUACCACUGUUCCCAAAGAGACUGUGCCCAAGGAUCCAGGCCAUGCCUACGCCUGCACGCGACAUAUCCGGUUCGAAUACUUUGACCAGCGCGCCUCGAAUGCCCCCUUCGGCUACGAGCACUUCGUCUCGCUGCCACCAGCGUACGACGAGGAUCGGAACAAGGCGUGGCCGCUGGUUCUCUUCCUGCACGGCGCGGGUGAGUCGCAGCGUGGCGAGCACGAGUCCUUUGCUUCCAUCCGCCACGGCGUACCCAAGGUCAUCCUCUGCUAUGACAAGCUGAGGUCGAAUCCAAUCACAAAUGAGAUGCCCUCCAUCGAUAUCCCCAUUGCCCCGCGGCUGCGGAAAGGGAAGCAGACACAGCAGGGCGAUCGGUCCUCGGAACCGGUGCCGCGGGAGACCUGCGAACUGUUGGCCGAGAACUUCAUCACCGUCACGCCGUCCUUGAACAUGGGCAAUGGGUACGGCUGGAACGGAGCCAUUUUGUCCGCGCUGCUCGACGAGAUUGUCGAUCGCUUUCGCGUGGACGUGGACAGGAUCCACGUCACGGGCUUCAGCAUGGGCGGGUACGGCACCUGGGAUCUGGCCAUGCAUUCGCCACGUCGAUUCGCGACGCUGGCUCCAAUAUGUGGUGGAGGGGACCAUUUGCGAGCCAGUCAUAUCAGACAUGUGCCGCACUGGGUUUUCCACGGCGAUCGCGACGACAUCAUCCCUGUACGGGCGUCGAUCCAGAUGGUCAACGCGCUGGAGAAGGCAGAUGCAAAGGAAGUCAAGUUCAAGCGAUACCCGGAUCUCAUGCACGAUAGCUGGACUCCGACGUACAACAAUCCAGACCUGUAUCGAUGGAUGCUCAGCCACAGGCGAGAUGUCAAGGGCGACGAGGAAGGCGCUCCAGCCGAGAAUAAAGUCGUGCUGGACCAAGAACAGGCUGAGCAUGUCUGA